Ruditapes philippinarum (Manila clam) is the source of this 4953-nucleotide messenger RNA. RefSeq lists its product as uncharacterized. Bases 147 to 3695 code for a protein of 1182 amino acids. Gene Ontology annotation, molecular function: zinc ion binding; protein binding. The record is from RefSeq and is a predicted model, not a curated record. Lineage: Eukaryota; Metazoa; Mollusca; Bivalvia; Venerida; Veneridae. The transcript is spliced from 13 exons.
AUACACCGGUUGGUUGUUGGCUUUUAUUCACUGCAUUCCCUCCCUUCUUCCAGACAUUGUAUUGUACCACUCUCUUUACAAGAUAUUUGUCAGUACAGCUCAAUAUUGUUGUCAAGACAUAGUAUGACUUAGCUGCAAAUGACGCAAUGGCGACGAAAAUAAAGAAAAAUGAAUGUUUAACCAGAGGGCACGAACACUAUCUCAGUCACAUAUUAUUACUGGGAAAAGUUUCGCCCGUCGCGCUAAAGGCCAUUAUAAAACGUGAAGAGAAAAGGAGCGGAAAAGAUAUUGCUAAACUGUUAAAUGAGAAAAAGGAUUCAUUAAAAUCAAAGUUCAAAGCAGAAUACUUACAACUCUUUCAAGGUGAUAAAAUAAAUAAAGAUAUUGACUCUUGGGACACUCGCCAACUUUGCGCUGUAUUACUGACCGUGUUUAAAUCAACAUUGGCUACUUCUGAACUUGAAGCAAUAAAAUGUAUAUUUUGCCUUAGAAAAGAUGUUGAAAAGUACGCUAAUCGUGCCUCAUUAACUUUCAAAACUUACACGGCAAAACAAAGCUUACUUAAACCACAUUUACUGAAGUUGAUCGAACAUAUAGACGAAAAGGCUGAUCAUAAGUGUAAACAGAUGAUUUAUUCAUUUGAACCAGAGUCCAUGAAUAUAAGUGAAGGAUUGAUUGCCAAAUUAAAACUAAAUACAGAUGUAAAUUGCCAUCUGCGCAUUGCAAUGGAGGAAAAUAUCGCGCCAUACAAUGCCACGGAAGAUCAAUUGCUAUCGACAACUGGCACACACGUUUUUACUGAAACUCUCCGAGAUAAGAAGGUUUACGCCAAUGAUUCAGCUGUUCUGAAAUGCAAACUCCAUCAUUCAGCAGAAAGGACAGUGGAAUGGAAGAAAGAUUGGAAGCCGGCCGAAAUUUCAGACAAUUUGAUAUAUAUAAACAACAAAUGCACCCACUGGUUAGCAAUAGAACGCGCGACAUUGGAAGACUCUGGCCGAUAUUCGUGUGUGUGUGGAAAUUUUUCAACAUCAGCAGAUCUAACUGUUAUAGAUGAAACAUUGGAUGUUAUCGUUGAUUUGCAUGUAACUUCAGAUGUAAUUGAGAAUAUGAACAUUGAUCUAGUGUGUAAGAUGAAUUUACUAACGUAUAAUCCAAUUUGGCAACACAAUGGGAAAGUUUUACAAUCUUUUGGCAAAUACAUUAUUAUAUCAACUGGAACUACGCAUAAACUAACAAUACUGAAUGUAAACUUUCAAGAUGAAGGUGAAUACACACUAACAUGUGGUAAUGUCUCGUCUAAAAUGACAGUGGCAAUACAAGGACCUCAAGACCCUUUACUCAGAAAACAAUUAGCAGAUACAUUAUACAGAAAUUGGAUGAGGGGAGCUUUAGCAUUAAAGUACUUAAAGAUAGGUUUAGAAGGAUUUUCUGACAAGGCGGUUCAGAAACAUCACAUAGAUAUUAUGACAUCUUUAAGGAACACAUGUAAUACAUGUACAGAGGAAAGUCUUCUUCCACAUAAAAAGGACCAAUGUCCUUACCUAAAGAAACAACAAUGUUUAUGUUUCAAAAGUCAGAAACAAAACCAAAGGCAUUUGUGUCCAAAUGGAGGGUUUUGUGGUAAAUUUUAUGAUAGAAUUGUUCGUGAUCAUCGUUUUCAAGACCCGUUACUUGUGAACACAGAUGUUCAGAAAUGGAGCAUUUAUCCUUGGAGCGUUGCUACAUGCUUUAUAAAUACUACUGGCUACAAAGACAAACAAUCUGCUAAAGAAGUCGACUGCUCAGGCCUUCUUAGUUUGUGUAUAAAUAACAUUUACAUAGAAAUGAUGCUUGGAGAUGUUAUCAUCGACGGAAAGUCAGAUGCAUUUGCACAGGCUCGGGAAGCACGCAAUGAUAUUAUUCACAGUCCAAACUAUGAGCUGUCUGAGUAUCAGCUUUCGAAAUAUUUAAAGAUGUUCAAAGAAGUUUUAAUGAUUAAAGACAAGUAUGGAAAUAAACCUCUGCAAGAGGAACCAGGUGUUGAGGACGCAUUUCAGUCUAUAGAUAUGCUACAGCAAAAUCAGAUAGAGUUACAUUUUGAGGCUGAAAUUAAAACUCUUGGAAAACAUGGGUUGCAAGAAUUACAAAGGGGAUUUCAAAGGGCAAAGGAACAACUUGAACUGAAAGAUCAACUGAGAGAAGAGCAAUCAAAAGAUAAACGAAACGAGUUAGAGCUUUUGUUCAAUCUAAGGUGUACAGAAAAGCAAAUAAAACCUAAAGAGCCAUUUAUAUUUCAUCUGCAUUUACAAAUCAUUGAAAACAAUGGUGAACACUGUUUAUCAGGGAUUUUACGAGUUUUGAAUGCGAUUAGGUGCUACAUAGAACACACCAAUAAUGGGUCUAGUGCGUCCUUUCAUGAAGAGUCAACCGAUAAAUCCGUUUAUCAGCUCCUUGAUUACAUCAAUGAUAUCAAGGAAUGCAGAAUCAGUGAUGCUUUCGUAAGCCAACCUGUAUUAGUUAUAAGUGUUUGCUGCUUUACUUCUGAUGCUGUUGCCAAUUUUCUCAGAUGUACAAAUGAUGACAACUUUCGGCAAUUACUUUUUAAACUUAGAAGAUGUCUACAUGUACAAGAUGACAUUGAAGUGUAUGACAUUAUAGCAAGUUGCCGAUCAAAAGAUAUAGAGACAUCAAAAAAACGUCUAUACUUCACUGACCUACCCGGCAAUCUAAACUGUGUUAAGCAUCAAGACAGACAAUGCACGCUGUAUUGUCCUGACCAUGACACCUUUUUCUGUACAGAAUGCAGGGAAUCAAAUCAUGGCUCAUGUCAUGGAAUAACACGUAUAUCUGAUAAGCCUCUUUACAAUGAAGUACAGCGACGUCUUGUCCUGAAAAGUGAAAAGGGAAAGUAUAAUGUGAAGAUAGAAAAUAUUUCGCGGGACAUGUACAGACAUGACAGAAACGAUUGUUUUCCGACCAGCAUAUGCAUUCUUCCCAAUGAAGAACUUCUCCUUGCUGAUGCCUGGAACAAAAAAUUAAAAAAGUUGAACAGUUCCUAUAAGAUAAUAAGUUAUCGUGAUCUGCCUUACGAUCCUAUCUCCGUUUGUUAUAUAGGACACAAUACAGCUGUCAUUGGAUUAACUGACAAUUAUGUACAAUACGUGGAUGUGUCGGGUGACUUAAAACUAAUACAACUGGUGAAUAUUGAUCAUGAAUGUCUCAGUCUUACAUGUCAUGAUGACACGAUAUAUAUCAAUACUGCAAAUACUUUAUAUGCAUAUAACAAAAACCUUCGUAAUAAAUACGCUCUUUGCCAUCAUAAUGAAGGCUUGGAACAACAUUACAAAUAUCCAGUUGCUGUAAGUAACGAUGGUGAGAGAAUUUACAUAUGCACACAAACAAGUAUAAAUACCGUAAAUAACGAAGGACAUCGUAAGGGUAUUUUAAAAUCAGACAGCUUAAAUAUUCCUAAUGUAUGUGUUGAUGGUGAAGGCUCUGUUCUUGUACAUGAUGGAUUAUCUGGCUCUAUUUAUCAGGUUGAUUACAAUGGUGAAAAAAUCCUUGGAACAGUAGGGAACCUUUCUGAUCAAAGUGCAGAAUCGUUCUGUUUCGAUAAAGAAAACUGUAGAAUGAUAGUUGGUUCUUUAGGAAACAAUAUAUAUGUAUAUCAAUGUGAGUAUUUGCCAACUUGGAGACGAGGAGUAAAGAAAACAUAAAUGUAAUUUGAACUUUAAAACGAGUUCCUUUGCUUUUAUCAGUUUUAGAUGAAUUUGCCUAUUCAUGACUUAUGUCAUUAUAUUUAAUGAAUACAUAAUUUAUGUAUUCCACUUACUGUAUGAUCUAAGAUAUUUGAAAAUGCAAAGUGUAAUUUUUAAAAUUUGAGUUAUUUCUAAUUCGAAUAGAAUUAUUAUUAAAGUUAAGAUAUUUUGUUAAAGGACUCGUUUAGAAAUUUUCCAAGUGUAUUGAAAAUUGUUCUAUAUAUGAACACAUUAUACGAUUAUUUAUUAUUUACGAUUUUUUUUUCAAUGAAAUUAUUUGAAAGAAAACACGAGAAAAACCACUUUUUAUGUAGAAAACCAAACAAAAUCCAAAACAUAGUUAUGAAGUUUUUUCACGUAUGGUAAUUAGUUUGGUUUCGAGCAUGCGCAUAUGUAUGUAUUUUUAUGCGUAUGCUUGUUUGUCUCUUUGUAUAUAAUUUUUGUUGUUGUUUUUUUUUUUUACUUUUCUACAGAUUUAUUAAACAUGAUCGCUAAUGUCAGGCACUGUUUAUCACUUAAUGUCCCUGCCACGAGAAUUCUUAGGGUAGAAAUCUUCCUUACUUGUCAUACAAACCGUGCGACCCAUCAUUAAAAUCUAUUUACGCUAUCAAAAUAGCACACAUAUACUAUACUUAAAAUGAUUAGAGACUGACAGUUAUUUUUGACACUUGAAACACAAUAACAUAUAUGACAAAACCUACUUCUCACAGCAAAGUAGAUUAAGAAGUCAUCAAGUCUGACCAUGAUUUUAAAAUUUUUGACUUCAAUAAUAAUAAUAAUACAGACACUCUAGCGUUGCUAGUUUACCAAAUUUAUCUUAUGUUUUCAAAAGCUUCGUUAAAACAUCCAUGAUUUUCUUAGUUUUUCUUCAGUUAUGUAUCACAAUGUGUUGUUUUGUAGAAAUAUUUCAUGUUUAUAUGUCUUAUUUGACAUAAAUACUUGUAGUUUUUGUUGAUGGCAGUGUUCAUUUUUAGCUGUUCCUUAGAGUUAGCUUUUAAGUAAGGCAUAUGUACUAUUUUAGAAAAAAAUGCUAGCCUCUGUAUUUCUUAUCUCUCUUUUUUUUAAAUUAAAUAAAAUUAAGCUCAAAUGCAGUUUGUUUUGCAUAUCUAAUAUAUUUUUUUUCUUAUGAGGCCACAAUUUUGUUAAAACAAUAAAGCACGGUUGUAGAAUUUAAAAAAAGGAGUCAUCAACUAGAACUUGUUGGAUUUUGAUCUAA